GCAACGAUUACCUCAGUCCCAUUUGGGCGAUUUAUGGAUUGAAAAUGAAAGUACCUUGCAUCUGAUAAGAUUAGUUCAAGAAGGCUAUAUGACUAUUGAACAUACUGCCCAGAAGGAUUUUUCCAAAGCUGAAAAAGGAAAUGUAUUUUCACCUGCAGAUGUCUUACGAUCAGAUAGUGACUAUCUGCCUAUUGGUCAUUUGGUCAGAAUCUCCCAGGAUGUUACAUCAAAUGAUAGACCUGCUACUGAAGGAAGUGAAGUACUAAAGUGUUCAAGCAGUGAUCCAACUAAAAGUGUUAGUUCCAGUUGUGAUGGAAAAUGUGGUAACAUAAUGUGUAGUGUAAAAGCUGAUCCUAGUCCAGAGUGGCCACUAGAUAUGCCUACUCAGCCCUUUCUUUCAACACUCACACAGACAAUUCCUGAAGAAUGCUGUAAUGACAAAAAGAGCCGUUCUUGCUCUUCUGCUGAUUGUUGUUGCAACGACAUAUCAAAACUCACUUGCCCCUCAUAUGACAGUCAUAUAAACAAUAAACUCUGCCGUAGUCAUCCUCAGGAUUUCCCUGUUUUUUCGGACACCAUGGUUAAAGACUUAUCUUACUCUGAGAGAAAACAGUGUGGAAAGCUGCCAUUUUUAAAUGGAUUGGAAUCAACAUUUGAUGCACCAUCAUUAAUAUUAAACCAUGGUAAAACUGAUGUACCAAAACUACUUGGAAGCCCUUCAAACCAGUUACAUAGCAGAAGUACCAGUGAAGAGAUCCUUUCCAUCAGCUCUGGUAAUGAGAUUAAUGUGUGUAAACAAACAAAUCCAGAUAUUUUGAUCCAACCCAGAAAUUCACUGAGGCAUUUCAAGAGUCAGAGCAAGUGUAGAUCAAGAUCCCAGCCAAGAGUUGAAUUGGAUGUAGUUUCUCAAGGGGAAAAGAUAUAUGUCUUGAAACCAGAUAGAAAUAUAGAUCUAGUCAGAAUUACUGGUGCCAGGGAGAGGUCAACAUUUCUUGAAGGAGAGCGUGUACUUUUAGAUAAGGCCAGUCAAGGUACCAGAGAAUUACCAGAGUCAUUACAGUUAUGCUGUUGCAGAGUUGCAGUCAGGAUCCACGGAUACUUCUAGAGCUUCUUUUGCAUAGAUUUUUUUCAAAUAUGAAAACUAUUCAGGACUUGAUAGUAAGACAUGCGACCAAUAUUCAUUCAAUAUAUGAGAAAUUU
Messenger RNA from Limulus polyphemus (Atlantic horseshoe crab), 1200 nucleotides. RefSeq lists its product as uncharacterized. The coding region runs from base 89 to 1105 and encodes 338 amino acids. Lineage: Eukaryota; Metazoa; Arthropoda; Merostomata; Xiphosura; Limulidae. The record is from RefSeq and is a predicted model, not a curated record. The transcript is spliced from 7 exons.